AUGAUUAAAUUCAUGGCCAUAAUCCCCUGCUGCCCAUGGGCUCAAGAGGAAGCGGUUCAGGAAAAGUCUAAUCCAGCCAUCUCCGGAUAUGGGACACCCUCACUGUGCCGCUCCACUGGGCUUUGUAUCAGCAGGUAUUAACACCAUAAGUGCCGGUUGAAGUACAAACCUGCUUGGCUAAAACUUCUGACAAGAGGGAGUUUUUUUUCUUCUUUUUAUCAGCUCAUAAUUUCAAGUAACUCCUUUUUUUGGAUGGCUGCAUUUCAGACUGUGUCAGAGUUGAUAAAAGCAAAGGUCCUUUGUGUCCACAUAUUCCUGAUUCUCAUUUUAUUCAUUGAGCCCCUUAAAGCUUACUCAGGCUUUACAUCUGUUGCUCCAUCCUUUGAGUGUUGUGGUAAAAAGUUUGACCUGCUAUAACCCUGGUCUAUAAAUUAAUUCUGCUAAGUGGCAGCACACAAUCCCUCGAAUUAUUUAUACUUUUACUAUUGGUCAGGGUGUCACUUAGAUAAACACAGCGGAGGUUCAUCUCAUCUGAGCCACAAAAAGCCAGAGUGUGCCGCUACCAAUGGCUCAGCCGAACUUUGACCCUGGCAGGUCACAGAGAGCAUUUGUCCCUCGAUAAUUGGACAGAAGGGCCCUUUCGCUCUUCAUUUAACCUUUGGGGUCCAGAUCUUUCUUCCCCGACUACCAUAGAGGCCCACAGUCCUGACCCAGUGUUUUCAGACCCAUCUUUCCUCCCCCAUCACAGGCCUUUGAAAGCUGGAGAAAAGCUGGAGUGUGCUUACCCUGUCAGAGACAAUGGCAGAGUUAGUGACCCCUGACCCGGCAGGCUGAGGCCUUUCUUCCUGGAUCAGGCGCUGCCUUUCGCUACGGUGGGUUAUUGCUCCACAGCUUGGCAACAGAAAGAGGGUAAACACUUGUUAAGAUUCCUCUUCUCUGGGCAUGCCCCCAACUUCUUUUCUCUCUUGGUUGCUUGGGACGAUAUUUUUUUCUCUUUUAGAGGGUUUGUGGGUCUGUUGAAGGAUAAACAGGAGUUAAAGCAGGUCUGCUAUUUGAAAUUCUGGCUGCAGCUUUGCAAUCCAUCAUCCCGACAGCUCUUUGUCACUGGUCCAAAGGGGACUGGAGUCACAGUUUCUCUGGGACAGAGAAAAAUACAUCAGAUAAAAGGAUGUAAGUGUUUUGGACAUGCAUCUGACCAUGUUAGGAAGUGUUUUGAAAUGUAUUACCAGAAAUACACUCCCUGGUAAAAGCAUGUUUGCUAUAGGCCUUCCAAAUUUGAAAUACAAGUCUAAAUGUUUGAAAAAUGUGCCCCUCCGUGAGAAAAGCUUGAAGUACGUACAGGAUAUAACUGGUUGGAGUGUACAGAAAAUUCACUGUUCAAAAACCAUAAAACUCCUAUAACUUUAAAUACUGAAAACAUGAACUUCUGCAGAGUACUGUAGAUUACUGUAGAUUGUCUCCAAUGUGAAGAAAUGAUGGUUUGUUAGCUUGUUUUGGAUUUUUUUUUAAAACGACGGCCGUUACUUUGAGCUGAUUUUGAUUUUGUUUGUUCUUUUACCUAGUUUCCAAUUUUAUAGGGGGAUUUACUCUGUGAUUAGUUUGUGACACUAAAUCCAACAAAAUUGGGAUUUCACUCCAUCCAGAAGUACUUCCUCUACUUAAUCUCUUGAGUGCUGCCCUGGAUCCUUUUUUGUCUGCACAGUGUAACCAAGGAGACGAUGUUCCUCCCCACCACUGCAGUGGUCACUGAGGAGAGACGGCCAAGCUCUUGUGUCCAGAUGCUGAGCAUGCGGCCGUGGCAAGACCAGCAUCCUGUGAGGCAGCCACAAACAUAUGGGCUGAAAAGGAGGACUCCUCUGGAGCUGCUGGCCUUCUCCUCGGGGACAGAAGCCCAUUGUCCUGGGCCUGCCCUCCAUGCCGCUUAA
This is a messenger RNA of Xyrichtys novacula (pearly razorfish), 1925 nucleotides long. NCBI's taxonomy places the organism in Eukaryota, Metazoa, Chordata, Actinopteri, Labriformes, Labridae. The record is from the annotation of a GenBank genome assembly.